CACAGUUAUAACCACUUGGUGACGACGUGCCCGGGACUCCACCAGAUCACGGACGUCGUACGCGGCAGCCUCAGGGACCGGUUCAGUCACCCGUCCGGAGGCCCCGGGAACAGCAAGAGACGUUACUUCGGGGUCGACGUCUACAACCCACCCCCCCAGCCGGGGUCUGACCACUCCCAGGUCAUCGUUCACCAGAUCACCAUGGCCCUCCCCUUCCAGGCCGAGAUCCUAUUCGAGUCGGACAGUUUUCUGGAGCGCUCGGAGCACCUUUCCGGAAAGACGCUGACCGCCGAGCUGGAGCGGCACAAGGAGGACAUGGCCGAGCGGUUCCGGCAGAUGUUUCGGCUGGAGGGGAAGGGCUUCAUCCCACAGCAGGUGGCUUUCGCUCAGGCCGCCCUUUCCAACAUGGUGGGCGGGAUGGGCUAUUUUUAUGGCAGCUCCUUGGUCCAGUCCCGGUACAAUCCAGAACCUGUGGCCUAUCCGUUGGCUCCCCUCUUCACCGCCGUCCCGUCGCGUUCCUUCUUCCCUCGCGGCUUCCUCUGGGACGAGGGGUUCCACUUGCUGCUGAUCGCCCGCUGGAACCCGACUCUGGCCUGGCAGUCUCUGGGUCACUGGCUGGAUCUGAUCAACGCCGACGGCUGGAUCCCGCGGGAGCAGAUCCUCGGACCCGAGGCGCGCAGUAAAGUGCCCUCCGAAUUUGUCGUCCAGCGGGAUGAGAACGCCAACCCUCCCACCUUGUUCCUGGCGUUGCGCCAGCUGCUGGCAGGCGGGAACGUUCCCCCGGAAGGGCGUCAGAUUCUUCGGCGGGCGUUUCCUCGCCUCCAGACCUGGUAUGGCUGGUUCAACGAGACGCAGAACGGGCCACUUCCGCACACCUACCGAUGGCGCGGGCGGGACAGGGACACCCUGCAGUUUCUGAACCCGAAAACGCUGACGUCUGGCCUGGACGAUUACCCGCGGGCCUCUCACCCCUCGGACGAUGAGCGGCACGUGGACUUGAGGUGCUGGAUGGCCUUGGCGUCGGAGGUGAUGGCGAGCAUCUGCGACCUGCUGGGAGAAGAUGGCGGCCGGUACAAGGAGUCGCACUCGGCGCUCGCCGACAAUUCCCUCUUAGAUAAGCUCCACUGGUUCGAGAGGCUCGGGGCUUACGCCGAUUACGGGAACCACACGCAGAACACGGUGCUGGAGUGGGAGCGGCCGCGGCCCUUUCCCGGGCAGGACCCGCGUAGCGUCCCCCCUCCGAGGCUGAUUAGGGUGGUGAGGAAGGCCCCGAAGUUGCAGUAUGUCGGCGCUCUGGGCUACGUGUCCCUCUUCCCGUUCCUCCUGCAGCUCCUGUCCCCCGACUCCCCCAAACUGGGCCGAGUCCUGGACCAGCUCCGGGACCCCGACAAACUCUGGACGCCGUAUGGCAUCCGCUCCUUGUCCAAGAGCAGCCCCAUGUAUAUGCAACGCAACACGGAACACGACCCGCCCUACUGGAGGGGCCCCAUAUGGAUCAACAUGAACUACCUGGCGGUGAGGGCCCUGCACCACUACAGCCAACUGGAGGGCCCGCACCGGGAGAAGGCCACCAGCGCGUACCGCGAGCUCCGCAUCAACCUCAUUGCUAAUCUGUACCGGCAGUACAUAGAUACAGGUUUUCUCUGGGAGCAGUAUAACGACCAGACAGGCCGAGGGCAGGGGUGUCACCCGUUCACCGGAUGGAGCUCCCUGGUCGUCCUGAUCAUGGCUGAGGAAUACUGAGGCUGAGCAUGAUGUGGGGG
This is a messenger RNA of Rana temporaria (common frog), 1763 nucleotides long. RefSeq names its product mannosyl-oligosaccharide glucosidase (gene MOGS). Gene Ontology annotation, cellular component: endoplasmic reticulum membrane. The record is from RefSeq and is a predicted model, not a curated record. The annotation marks the transcript as partial. Gene Ontology annotation, biological process: protein N-linked glycosylation; oligosaccharide metabolic process. The transcript has a single exon. NCBI's taxonomy places the organism in Eukaryota, Metazoa, Chordata, Amphibia, Anura, Ranidae. Gene Ontology annotation, molecular function: Glc3Man9GlcNAc2 oligosaccharide glucosidase activity.